AUGAGCUCCGACACUCCCUCCUCCAUCGCCGAUACUACCACGGAAAAGGUUUCUUCCUCAUCAUCGUCGCGGACCACGGACAAGCAGAAGGAGAAGGCGAGAGUUAGCAGGACGUCGUUGAUACUGUGGCACGCCCACCAAAACGACGCCGCUGCCGUCCGGAAGCUUUUAGAGGAAGAUCCAUCUCUCGUUCACGCUAGGGAUUACGAUAACCGGACUCCGCUUCACGUGGCAUCUCUCCAUGGAUGGAUCGAUGUCGCUAAGUGCUUGAUUGAGUUUCGCGCCGAUGUCAACGCCCAAGAUCGCUGGAAAAAUACGCCACUAGCUGAUGCAGAAGGAGCUAAAAAGCACAACAUGAUUGAACUUUUAAAAUCAUAUGGUGGCUUGUCAUAUGGCCAAAAUGGAAGCCAUUUUGAACCAAAGCCUGUUCCACCCCCUCUACCAAACAAGUGUGACUGGGAAAUUGAACCUUCUGAGCUGGACUUCUCAAACUCAAACAUUAUUGGAAAGGGAUCUUUUGGUGAGAUUUUGAAAGCCUCUUGGCGUGGAACACCUGUCGCUGUUAAGCGUAUUCUUCCAUCCCUCUCAGAUGAUAGAUUGGUGAUUCAGGACUUCAGGCAUGAAGUUAAUUUGCUAGUCAAGCUUCGUCAUCCUAAUAUAGUCCAAUUUCUGGGAGCUGUCACUGAGAGGAAGCCCCUCAUGUUAAUCACUGAAUAUCUACGAGGGGGUGAUCUUCAUCAGUACCUUAAGGAAAAGGGUGCGCUAAGUCCAUCAACAGCCAUAAACUUUGCAUUGGACAUUGCCAGGGCCAUUUUUCUAUUUGUAUGUCUUCUUGGUUUGGGGCUCUUGUUAUUCUCACUAGAAGAUGCUGUUUGGACACUAGGCAUGGCAUAUCUUCAUAAUGAACCAAAUGUCAUUGUUCACAGAGACCUAAAACCAAGGAAUGUUCUUUUAGUCAACUCCAAUGCAGACCAUUUGAAAGUUGGGGAUUUUGGUCUUAGCAAGCUCAUAAAGGUUCAAAACUCUCAUGAUGUGUACAAAAUGACUGGCGAGACAGGAAGUUACCGGUAUAUGGCUCCUGAAGUUUUCAAGCACCGGAAAUACGAUAAGAAAGUAGAUGUUUUCUCUUUUGCGAUGAUACUAUAUGAGAUGCUUGAAGGGGAACCACCUUUUUCGAAUUUUGAGCCAUAUGAAGCAGCCAAGUUUGUGGCAGAAGGGCACAGGCCAACAUUUCGUUCCAAAGGAUUUAAUGUCUUUGAUCUCAGAGAAUUGGCAGAUCAGUGUUGGGCUCCUGACAUGAAUAAAAGACCUACUUUCUUGGAAAUUCUGAAGAGACUUGAAAAGAUCAAGGAAAACUUACCGACAGAUCAUCACUGGCAUUUAUUCAAUCCAUAG
This is a messenger RNA of Dovyalis caffra, 1395 nucleotides long. NCBI's taxonomy places the organism in Eukaryota, Viridiplantae, Streptophyta, Magnoliopsida, Malpighiales, Salicaceae. The record is from the annotation of a GenBank genome assembly.